AUGGGCGCUAAUGUCCCAUACGUCUAUCGUCUUGUGGGGCCAAAUAAAUGGGAUGGAGCAGAGGAAGCGAUACGUUCAGUACCGUAUCGAGUAAAGAAACCGUUGAAAUCACGAGAAUGCCGAAUACGUAGACACAAACGUCGUGGACUUACCGUGAGUGUACUCCUUUCUGCUUGA
Messenger RNA from Haemonchus placei, 177 nucleotides. NCBI's taxonomy places the organism in Eukaryota, Metazoa, Nematoda, Chromadorea, Rhabditida, Trichostrongylidae. The record is from the annotation of a GenBank genome assembly.